UAAGAUGGGCACCCCGGUUGCCGCCUCCCUCCCCUCCCAACGGCGCCAAAGCCACAAAGCCGUGUUCCUCUGCUCCGCGAGCAGCCGAACAGAGCGACCACUCUCCAGAGCGCUCCCCAUGGCGUCAGGAGCUGCGGCAGCCCCUGCCGUUCAGACCGUGGUGCUGAGGGUGUCCAUCCACUGCCAUGGCUGCAAGAAGAAGGUCCGGAAGGUGCUAAGGAGCAUCGAAGGCGUGCAGAGCGUGACGGUGGACGCCGCGCAGCACAAGGUGACGGUGACGGGGACCGUGGACGCCAGCACGCUCGUCCAGAGGCUGCACAAGUCCGGCAAGAAGGGGGUGCCCUGGGAUUGCCACCCGCCCGCCAACAAGACCGAGGCCGCGCCUGCUCCGGCGCCGGCGCCGGAGGCCCUGCCGCCUCCGGCGGCGAAGCCUGCCGGUGACGCCGGCAAGGAUGCUGCUGCUGCGGCGGCGGCGGACAAGAAGCCGGAGGAGGCGGUGAAGGAGCCGAAGGCCGAGAGCCCCGAGAAGAAGAAGCCAGAGGAGGCGGUGAAGGAGCCGAAGGCCGAGAGCCCCGAGAAGAAGAAGCCGGAGCAGGAGGGCGCCGGCGCAGAGAAGAAGCCGGAAGCAGAGUCGAAGGCGGAGAAGAAAGUGGAGGCGAAGAAGGAGGGCGGUGAUGACGAGGCAGCUGAGCCCAAGGCCAAGGGCGCAGAGCCCGCAAAGGAAGAAGCGAAGGAGGCCGUCGCCGCCGCUACCAAGGAUGAGGACGAGGCGAAGAAGGUGAAGGACGAAAAGCCCAAGGACGCCGGCAAGGCAGAGCCCGCCGCCGUGACGGAGAGGUCCCUGUCCUCGCCGCCACCGCCGGCGCCCAAGCACGCGUACUACGAGGAGGAGUACCGCCGCCCCUACUACCCGACGCCGCAGCCGGUGCUGAGCUACCACGCGGCACAGCCGAGCGCGAGCGUGUCCUACUUCGCGCCGCAGCCGCACGCGGCGGCGUACUCCAUGCAGCAGCCGCAGCCGCAGGCGGCGUACUCGACGCACCAGCCGCCGCAGCAGCAAAUGCGGCAGUGGUCGCCUUCGUACCUGUACCUUCCGUACCCGCACGCGGCGCCGGAGCCGUACCACCACCAGGACUACUAUAGCCCGCCGGGGAUGCACGCGUCGCCACCGCCGAUGCAGGACUCGUACCGCAUCUUCGACGACGAGAACCCCAACUCCUGCAGCGUCAUGUGAGAGUUGACCGGCGCGCCCGCCCCGGCCGCCGCCGGCCGCCGUGCCGUGGGCAAGUAGUUGGGGAGGCGGCACCGCAACCGCAAUAGAGACCUCUCUGUGGUUGUAGGUAGAGUAGCCUGUUACUCUCUUCCACUAAGAGGUCAAACCUCUCUCCAUGACAGAGCCUCUCCUCUUUUUCCAUUUUCUUUAUUAUCCUUUUACUGUUCUAAUCAAGUAAUUAUAGAGCAUGUAAAUUGUAAUGAGAUACGCCCUUUACUUGUAGUUAAUUCCACUACGUCUAUGCCGGCUACUAAUACAGAGCAUGCCAGAUUAUACUACUAUAAAGAUUUUUAUAUAGAGAAAGAAA
Messenger RNA from Setaria italica (foxtail millet), 1580 nucleotides. RefSeq names its product histone H1E. The record is from RefSeq and is a predicted model, not a curated record. The transcript has 3 exons. Lineage: Eukaryota; Viridiplantae; Streptophyta; Magnoliopsida; Poales; Poaceae. Gene Ontology annotation, molecular function: metal ion binding. Bases 5 to 1234 code for a protein of 409 amino acids.